Auanema sp. JU1783 is the source of this 4215-nucleotide messenger RNA. NCBI's taxonomy places the organism in Eukaryota, Metazoa, Nematoda, Chromadorea, Rhabditida, Rhabditidae. The record is from the annotation of a GenBank genome assembly.
AUGAUAAGUAUGAACGAAGUCCGAAGAGCUGGAAUACAUUCAUCCGGAACCCUCUUCUUAACAUGGCUCGCAUUCGUUCUAUGUGGAACUCCAGAAUUCAUUGUUUGGAUCACAAUGGGAACUGAUCCUGAUAUCGUUCCAAACCUCAGCUUCUUCCGCUAUGUUGCUUUUCUUGUUUACUAUCCGAUGUUGAUUAUUCAACUAUUCUUUCAUCUAUUCUCUGAUCCGUUGACUAUCUUUGGUAACGAUGAUAAUAACUGCCCUGAAGCAACUGCAUCUUUCCUUAACAGAACUGUUCUUUGGUGGAUGAAUCCGAUUAUUGCUAAAGGACGGGAAAAACCUUUGGAGGUUGAAGAUUUGUUUGAAUUAGACGAUGAGAUGCAGCCUGAAGGUUUAACCUUGAAAUGGAAAGUGCAGUGGGGGAAAGCCUUGCAAGAUUACGAACGCCGAAAAGCGGCAUUCAAUCUAUCUCGACCAGAAAUAUCUGCCCAAGAUUCCUUGUUAGGCUCAAAAGGUGCCAGAAAGAGCUAUGGAGCAGACGACAACAAAGUUAGGAAACCCGAUAUCGAAGAAGAAGAGGUACCUUUGCCUUCCAUCAUAUGGUCGUUAUGGCCGAUGUUCAAAUGGCAAUUAAUUGGAAGCUCAACCGUUAAAUUCUUUGGAGAUCUUUUGAAUUAUGCAAAUCCCGGAUUCUUAAGUUUGUUAAUAGCGUUCACUGAGGACGAGUCAGCUCCUUGGUAUUUGGGUCUCUUCUAUGCUAUCUUGUUGUUUGUUUGUGCAGAACUGCGCUCAUUAUUCAUUAAUUCUUACAACUACCGUAACACUAGAGUUGGAAAUCAAGUUCAAUCCGUACUUACAACAGCCGUAUAUGAGAAGACAUUACUUCUUUCUAAUGCUUCUCGUCGUAUGAAAACCCAUGGAGAAAUAGUGAAUUUGAUGGCUAUUGAUGUUGAAAGGUUUAGAAUGAUCACACCUCAGCUGCAACAGUUCUGGAGUAGUCCAAUGCAGAUUGUAAUAUGUAUGGUGUUGUUAUAUCAAACGAUUGGGUAUUCUGUGUUUGCAGGAGUUCUUGUUAUGAUUAUUAUUAUACCUGUCAAUUAUAAAAUUUCCUCGAUUAGUAAACGAUGGACAGUUCAACAAAUGAAAUUGAAAGAUGAUCGCAUCAGACUUACAAAUGAAGUUCUUAAUGGAAUCAAGGUUGUGAAACUGUAUGCUUGGGAGCCAGCAUUAGAGAAGGCGAUUGAUGAAAUUCGUGUAAGAGAAAUGGAUCUAAUCAGAAAAGCUGCAAUUGUUAAAACAGUUGCAGACAUGUUGAAUAUUGCUGCGCCAUUCUUUGUUGCACUCGCUACAUUCUCUGUGUUCACUCUAAGUGAUAGUACCCAUAUUCUAACGCCUCAAAUAGCUUUCGUUUCAAUUACAUUAUUCAAUCAACUCAGAGGACCGCUUCUCAUGGCUGCUGAUUUGAUCCAACAAACUAUCCAAUGUAUUGUUUCCAACAAGAGACUCAAAGAUUUCUUAACUGCUGCUGAAAUCAAACCGGAAGAUAUUGACCGUCAGUUGAGGGCAGAUGUAUUUGAAAAAGCUAUUGAAACGGAUGGAGCUGCUUUCGUGUGGGAAGAAAACGCUCCUUCUUCUUUCCAGAACAUUAACUUGGAUGUAGAAAGAGGACAGUUGAUUGCCAUCAUUGGUACUGUUGCUGCCGGAAAGAGCUCGCUGUUAUCAGCCCUGCUGGGAGAAAUGGAAAAAGUUCGCGGUUACGUCGGUGUUCGAGGAAUGGCAGCUUACGUUCCACAACAGCCAUGGAUUCAGAAUAGAUCACUGAGAGAAAACAUUAUUAUGGACCUGCCUUAUAACAAAGUGGUCUAUGAUAGCAUUGUUGAGGCUUGUUGCCUGACACCUGACAUUGCCAACUUACCUAAUGGCGACUACACGGAGAUCGGAGAAAAGGGAAUUAAUCUAUCCGGAGGACAGAAAGCUCGCGUAGCUUUGGCUAGAGCAGUUUAUCAAGAUAGGGAUGUUUACUUAUUAGAUGAUCCAUUAUCAGCCGUUGAUGCUCAUGUUGCUCGACACAUCUUCCAUCAUGUAAUUGGGCCAAACGGGUUAUUAAGUAAGAAGACAAGACUGCUUGUAACACAUGGUUUGUCAUUCCUCAAGGAAUGUCAUCAAGUAGCUGUGAUGAGAGGAGGAACGAUUUCCCAUAUUGAUACAUACAAUAAUCUCUUGGAAGAUGAAAAUAUUUCUGAAAUAUUCCAAGAAGCUGAUAUGAAAAAUACGGAUGAUAUUACGCCAUCAGAAUCUUCUGAAAGCACUGAGCUUGUUGGUGCCGAUAAUGAGGAAGAUGCUGAUGAAAACGCUGACAGAAAAUCACAAGCUAGUCGCAUUAGUCGGAAAUCCUCUCGAAAAAAUACAAAGGGCUCUUUACUCAAAGAACCUGAUGAGGAGGAUAAGCUCAUCAAGAAAGAGCUGGCUGAAACUGGAAGGGUCAAGUUUGCCAUCUACAGUGAAUACUUCAAGUCAAUGGGAAUUGUUGUAUACUUCAUUCCAUUCGUGAUAACGAGUGUCCUCAGUUCAGCAUUUGCAAUGUCUCGGAGCUUAUGGCUGACUGAUUGGUCGAAUGAUAAUAUUGAAGUUGGUGAGCACAUGUCAGUGCUUUAUCGUCUCUUAGGAUUCAUGGGGUUAGGAUCAACUGAAGUACUUUGUUUGGUCAUCAGUUUGAUGAUUAUGAUCCUUGGUGGAGUGCGGGCUUCUCUGAAACUUCACAAACCUUUACUGCAUAGCAUUCUAAGAAGCCCUGUGAGCUUUUUCGAUGUGACUCCAUUAGGAAGAGUUUUGAACCGCUUGGGUAAAGAUGUAGACAUCAUUGAUUUGAGAUUACCAGUGAACUUCCGCUUCCUCUUCAUUGCAUUCCUCAACGUUGUGCAGACAUGUAUCAUCGUCUCCAUAUCCACUCCACUCUUCAUAGCUUUCAUUAUUCCAGUUUUCAUAGUUUAUUUGAUGUUCUUGAAAUAUUUCAUUAGUUCCUCGAGACAACUCCAAAGAUUAGCUUCUCUCAACAGAUCUCCUAUAUAUUCACAUUUCGGGGAAACCAUUCAGGGAGUCUCUACUAUUCGAGCUUUUGACUGGUCCGAUAUGUUCAUCAAGCAAAACAGGGAUAAACUCUACACUUUCACAAAGUGUUCAUAUUUCUCAAUGAUCUCUGCUAGUUGGUUAGGCGUUCGCUUAGAAGUUCUUGGAAAUUCUUUGAUUUUCGCGACAGCUCUCUUAUCCGUGUUGGCCAAAUACAAUGGCUCAAUGAAUGCUGGUUUUAUCGGAUUAUCAGUUUCUUAUUCAUUGAAUAUUACAUUUAUGAUGAAUCUGUUCAUUCGACAGCUCUCUGAAGUUGAAACAAACAUAGUUUCAGUUGAAAGAGUUCGUGAGUACACGGAAGUAACUCCAGAGGCUGCUUGGAGAAGCGAACGUUUACUUCCUAGAGGAUGGCCCGCAAAGGGAAGAAUUGUUUUCAAUGAUUAUUCCACAAGAUAUAGACCAGGUCUUGAUUUAGUUUUGCGGGGUAUAAACCUGAAUAUCGUUCCGGGAGAAAAGGUUGGUGUUGUUGGAAGAACUGGAGCCGGAAAGUCAUCGUUGGCAUUAGCUCUGUUCCGAAUCAUUGAAUCGUCCGGAGGACAAAUUCUUAUUGACGAUAUCGAUAUUGCAACAAUAGGAUUACAUGAUCUCCGAGUGAAUUUGACGAUUAUUCCUCAGGAUCCUGUGUUGUUCUCCGGAACAUUGAGAUUCAAUUUAGAUCCAGUUGGAUACUAUGACGAUCCUGAUUUAUGGGCUGCUCUAGAUCAUUCGAAUUUGAAAUCUUUCGUUGAAAGUUUGCCUCUAGGCUUGGAUCACCGAAUAGACGAGAGUGGAGACAACUUGAGCGUUGGACAACGUCAACUUGUUUGCCUGACUAGAGCUUUGCUUCGUAAAUCACGAAUUCUGGUAUUAGAUGAAGCCACCGCUGCCGUUGAUGUGCAUACGGAUGCCCUGAUUCAACAAACUAUCAGAAAAGAGUUCGUACGUUCGACAGUUAUAACAAUAGCCCAUCGUUUGAACACUAUAUUGGAUUAUGACAAAGUACUUGUGCUGGACCAUGGUAGAACAGCAGAAUACGAUUCACCUCAGAAUCUCUUAGCCAACAAGAAAUCUAUCUUCUACUCAAUGGCUCAAACCGCCAAAAUAGUAUAA